Messenger RNA from Cheilinus undulatus (humphead wrasse), 2796 nucleotides. It is a transcript of the gene spata7, whose product is annotated as spermatogenesis associated 7. The transcript is spliced from 12 exons. Gene Ontology annotation, cellular component: rod photoreceptor outer segment; ciliary basal body; photoreceptor distal connecting cilium. The coding region runs from base 163 to 1974 and encodes 603 amino acids. Gene Ontology annotation, biological process: microtubule cytoskeleton organization; protein localization to photoreceptor connecting cilium; protein localization to photoreceptor outer segment. Lineage: Eukaryota; Metazoa; Chordata; Actinopteri; Labriformes; Labridae. The record is from RefSeq and is a predicted model, not a curated record.
GGAGGAGCUUUACUUAGCCGGUCAUCUGCUAAUGAGCUAGCGGGUAUUGGGUUGUUGUUUUUUACGGUGGUGGAUUAUUUUAAAGCGUAACCAUGUUGGAAGUUAGAAGCACGGUAGUGUCUUGUAGCGUCCGAACGCUACUUCGGCAUAUUUCAGCGGAAAAUGGGAUACGCUAACUGUGACCAAAUCAUGGAAUCACGGACAGGGAGUGUAUCUUCUAGACUGGGGUCCAGCCCUGGUGUGAGAGGACAGACUUUAAAAAGUAGCCCUUUCUGCCCUCAUUCCUGCAGCAAGUUGACACAGUCCAUCAUUAAAGAUCACAUGAUGUCUCAUUACAAAAAGGUUUACUCUGCUAAAGCUGCCAUUGAUGCCUCGGUUCCCAAAAGCUUGAUACACAGUGUGAAGUAUAAUGACCAGAUCAGGCAGGAGCGCUUGAGGAAAGGGGGUCGGCCUCAGUCAGCCCACUCCCUCACACAGAGGAAUGGUAGAGCCUCCUGCUCUUCAGCUCAGAGUAGAUUAUCUGCACACUAUGAUGACAAUCCCUACCUCUACUCAAGAAGCUCCAUGAUCUCCAGCCCAAGAUUCAGCACUUCCUUUAAUGCCAAGGAUAUUGUCUAUCCACUGAAAGCUGGUCAACAGAGCCAACAACAUCACAAUCGGCCAGCAUCAGAGAUGAAGUACCACAGCCCAGAUUCAGCUUUAAAACGAAGGCAGUCUGCCUCUUCUCUGGCAGCUUCUGCAGAUCAGAGCUGCUACAAGACUUUCAAGGAUCCUGUUCAAAAGACAUACAGCGGAGACUUGCUCCAGAAACAUUCACAGCACUUUACCCAAGACAAACCUUUCACCCCUAAGACACUGAAGUCUGAUAAGAGCUCAUACCUGUCAAGUUAUCGCUACUACAGAGCACCACGGAGGAAAGCCACCGACGACUCCACUAAGUCUAGAUUGAUGCGACAGGAGACAUAUCAUGGAAGCACAAAAACCAAGGGAUACACACAGGAGUUUUAUGGAUCAUCUCAGGGAUUUAAUACAGAGAAUGAGUUGUCUGAGGAUGAACUCACUGGCACAUAUUUCUCAACAUCCAGAGAGCAAAGUCGAGCUAUCAGAAGCAGGGACCAUGAACUACUCCAGUCCUCAUCUGGGGUCUCACCAGAGGGUGGGAAAUCUCCAACUAUGAAGAGUAUAUCUACAGAAGAAGAGGAACUCAUGUAUCUUGAGUUCAUUUCUUCUGUUACAGAGGAUAUCUUAUCGAGGGCACACAUUUCUGACAGGGUUCUAGACCGGGUGAUAGAGCGGCACAUUGGCAUGAAUCGGCAUAACCUUGAUGAAGGUAAAAUGCGCCACCUUCUGGAAGUGCUGCGUAAAGAAUUUGAAAAUCCAGCUGACAUAUCCACCUCCAAUACAGAGGCUGAAAAAAAGAAAGACAGUCUGUUUGAUGCUCUCCUACCACAUCUGGACUCAGGAACAGAAGAGAAGACCAAAGAUAACAAGAACCUGUUCUCUUUUGAUUCAUUCAUUAAAAACUAUGAUUUGCCAGAUCAUAGUGAUCCCUUAUUGGUGUCUACUCCCUUAUGCUCCCCAAAAAGGACCACUUUACCCCCCAAAACAAAUGAAAUGGAUGGAGCAGAUGACUACUUCAAAGAGGACAUUAGCUUUCCCUGGCACAGUGACCACGCUCCUGAUAGUACAGGACUCGGAGAAGAGGACCUCCAUCAAAAUCAAACUGACACAACUGAGCCAAACAAAGAAAUCAGCAAUGACAGCCAAGAGCUUGCACCAAGUGCUCGCACCACUCCAAGCACUGACAAAGCAUUUCAUGAGGACGCAGCUGAGGUCGACGGACAGUCGAAUGAGGUAGAGGAUCUGGGGAGAAGUUUGUCAGAGUCACUUCACGUGUCCAGCAAUACACAACACAACAAUGUGGAGACUACUGAGAAACAAUCAGAUGCUUCUGUCAGUGAUGAUGAGUUCUGAAUAUUCAGGGAGUACUGUUUUUUAGUAAAGGAGUGUUUUGCAGUGACAUUUAUUUGAAUCUUUAAAAGUAUAGUUUUUGAUGUGUUUUACACUUGUGGUGUUUUUAUGAUUUACCUUCUGCAGUAGUUACAACAUUUUUCAUCUCUUUUAAAAGGUACAAUAUAAAUUUCACACAAGUAAAAUGGUUAUGCAAAUAAAUCAGAGGCUAAAUUGUCUUUUCAGGUAUACUCAAAGUUUGGUAAACAUAUGCAUAAUGGAACAUUCAAGAAAAUGUAAUGCAGUGCUUCCCAGAGUGUUGGCAGAGGUGUAGUAGGAGAAUGGUCAUUUACAUUACUAAAAAUCAUUGAAACAUUCUACUGUACUGCUGGCUUCUUAAUCUUGAGAAUUUAUCUAUGCUCUCGGAAACAUUAAUUCCACUUGAAAAGAUUUUGCUGGGCCACAAAGAACGUUCACAUAGAAAUUUACGUGAUUUUGCAGAUACAUUAUUAAAACAAAAUAAAUGGCAGUGGUUUAUUAAUACUUUGUGACCCCAAUGAUUUCCCAAGUCAUGUAAAUGUAUCUGACAGCAGACCUUUGCAUUGAAAUUCCCCAAAAUAUGACAAAGGUGAUCUAGACUACUUCACCCACAGUAUGUCCGAUUUCUGAAACUAGUGGUGUCAUUUAGUUUUACAGGGAGUGUUGUCCUGGAUAAUGUAGCUGCAGUUUACAUUUUACAGAUUUUUCUUUGUUUGGUUGACUUGACUAUGCCUCAUAUGUAGCUACUAGUUGUUUACUGUCACCAGAAAGUGUCUUUACAGUUGCAAUAAAUUUUCUAUUCUUCUG